AGAGCCCGCCUCUUGACCCAUAAGGCCCUGGGUCGGAAGUUCCAUUCCCUCUUCCUGUUUCCCGUCAUGGCGCAGGAUCAAGGUGAAAAGGAGAACCCCAUGCGGGAACUUCGCAUCCGCAAGCUCUGCCUCAACAUCUGUGUUGGGGAGAGUGGAGACAGACUGACCCGGGCAGCCAAGGUGUUGGAGCAGCUCACAGGCCAGACUCCUGUGUUUUCUAAGGCUAGAUACACUGUCAGAUCCUUUGGCAUCAGGAGAAAUGAGAAGAUUGCUGUCCACUGCACAGUCAGAGGGGCCAAGGCAGAAGAAAUCCUGGAGAAAGGUCUAAAGGUGCGAGAAUAUGAAUUAAGAAAAAAUAACUUCUCAGAUACUGGAAACUUUGGAUUUGGGAUCCAGGAACACAUCGAUCUGGGUAUCAAAUAUGAUCCAAGCAUUGGUAUCUAUGGCCUGGACUUCUAUGUGGUGCUGGGUAGGCCAGGUUUCAGCAUCGCAGACAAGAAGCGCAGGACAGGCUGCAUUGGGGCCAAGCACAGAAUCAGCAAAGAGGAGGCCAUGCGCUGGUUCCAGCAGAAGUAUGAUGGGAUCAUCCUUCCUGGCAAAUAAUCCCCGUUUCUAUUCAAAAGGCCAAUAAAAAAGUUUUCAAUGAAAUGUA
Lemur catta (Ring-tailed lemur) is the source of this 652-nucleotide messenger RNA. RefSeq names its product ribosomal protein L11 (gene RPL11). Gene Ontology annotation, molecular function: structural constituent of ribosome; RNA binding. The record is from RefSeq and is a predicted model, not a curated record. Lineage: Eukaryota; Metazoa; Chordata; Mammalia; Primates; Lemuridae. The transcript has 6 exons. Bases 67 to 603 code for a protein of 178 amino acids. Gene Ontology annotation, cellular component: ribosome; cytosolic large ribosomal subunit. Gene Ontology annotation, biological process: translation.